Fonsecaea nubica is the source of this 1683-nucleotide messenger RNA. RefSeq lists its product as hypothetical. The record is from RefSeq and is a predicted model, not a curated record. Bases 1 to 1683 code for a protein of 560 amino acids. Gene Ontology annotation, molecular function: GTP binding. Gene Ontology annotation, cellular component: nucleolus. Lineage: Eukaryota; Fungi; Ascomycota; Eurotiomycetes; Chaetothyriales; Herpotrichiellaceae. The transcript has 3 exons.
AUGGUCAAGCCAUUCUCCAAAUCAAAACGCACGCCCGUGCGGCUGCGGCAUAAAAUUGAGAAAGCCAGUGCGGCCAAACAGAGGAAACUAAGAAAGGAAGAAAAGAAGAACCCUCAAUGGAAGUCACGGUUAAAGAAAGAUCCCGGCAUUCCCAACCUGUUCCCGUUCAAGGAAAAGCUCCUCGAGGAGCUUGAAGAGAAGAAACGACAAAAGGCCGAACAGGGACAGAGGUUACGAGAGGCGAUCAAAGAGAAGAAGAGGGCCGGAAAGGAUGGGCGGUCAGGAGCGAACGCCGAGGCUGAAGAGGAGAACGAGGACGAUUUGAUGGAAGAAGAGGACGAGCUUCUGGACGAGGAUAUGGAAGAAGACGAUGGCGACAAGGCCCAUGACAGUGCAAACCCUUUGGCGGCGCUAGUAGCAUCAGCGCAAGCGAGAGCUGCCGAGUACGACGGGGGAGCGCUAGCAGGAGACAUCGGGCCUUCUGGAGACGACGGGUCGGCCGCGGAGGCAGUUCAGAUCUCGGAGACGAUAUCCUCAGACCACCGAAACCCAGACUCGUCGCGGAAAGCAUUCGACAAAAUCUUCAAGCAAGUCCUCGAUGCUGCAGACGUCAUACUGUACGUCUUGGACGCCAGAGAUCCUGAGGGCACCCGAUCCAGAGAGGUUGAACGACAGGUUAUGGCCGCCGAGGGUGGCUCGAAACGACUAAUUCUUGUGUUAAACAAGAUCGACCUGAUCCCUCCUUCUGUUUUGAAAGGCUGGUUGACUCAUCUACGACGAUAUUUCCCCACAAUACCACUCAGAGCAUCGACUCCGGCAUCUAACGCUCAGACCUUUGACCACAAGCAACUUACCCUUAAAGCCACCUCUGAAACGCUCCUGCGUUCCCUUAAAUCAUACGCCGCGUCCAAACAACUCAAACGAUCUAUAUCUGUUGGAGUAAUAGGAUAUCCCAACGUGGGCAAAUCCUCGGUCAUAAACGCUUUAACCUCACGUCUGAACAAGGGCGCUCAGAGCUUUGCCUGCCCCGUGGGCUCUGAGGCCGGCGUCACCACCAGCUUGAGAGAAGUGAAGAUCGACAGCAAAUUGAAGAUCCUUGAUUCGCCUGGAAUCGUGUUUCCCUCGACGGUGGACGGAGAAGGCAGAGAGGAUAAACAGCGCAGAAAAGCAGAGCACGAGGCUCGGCUAAUUCUUCUCAACGCGCUGCCGCCGAAUCAAAUCUCGGAUCCCAUUCCGGCAGUGAAUCUUCUGCUCAAGAGACUUUCCGCUUCUGAAACGCUAUACGAGAAACUCUUGAAGUAUUACGGCAUUGUCGCACUGGGACCGUUCGCGCAGGGCGAUGAAACGACAGAUUUUCUUGUCCAGGUCGCGAGGAAACGGGGCAGGUUGGGUAAAGGAGGCGUGCCGAACCUGACCUCGGCGGCGAUGACGGUCAUCACGGAUUGGAGAGACGGGAGGAUACAAGGGUGGGUGGACCCGCCUGUGCUGAAGGUCGCCGACGACGAGGAGAUGGUCGAGGACCAGGGUAUGGACGAUACCAGGGAGCUGCCCACCGGCGCGGAUCGCAAACAGAUUGUCAAGGAAUGGGCAGCCGAGUUCAAACUAGAGGGCCUUUGGGGCGAUGGUGCCGACAAUGGCAAGGGAUUUUCUGGUGGAGAGGACGUUAUGCAGAUAGAGUCAUGA